This is a messenger RNA of Leptosia nina, 2028 nucleotides long. The record is from the annotation of a GenBank genome assembly. Lineage: Eukaryota; Metazoa; Arthropoda; Insecta; Lepidoptera; Pieridae.
AUGUCCUCGAAAACAGAUAUAAUUAAAACGAAGACUGUUCGGGUUUUCGAUUUAGAUGAUUAUGAGAAGUUGCUCCGAGGCAUACAAGUAGCAGCAUGCAUGAUUACAGAGUCACAUCAAAUCGUUGACGAACAAAGUGUGAUAAAACGUCUCAAUGCCUUAACAAUAAAUGGAGCAAGUGAUGGAAACUGUUGUUCAUGUUGUGGUGUUGGUCCUUUUGAAACCAGAGCCCAACAAACUGCACAUUAUAAACACCAUUGGCACACCCAUAACUUGAAACGGAAGCUGUUUGGGAAGGGUGCUUUAACAUUGGGACAAUUCAACUCAAGACACGAUGACAAUUCAAGUGUAUCAGGCAGUGAUUCAGAAACAGAAAGCACUAACUCAACACCGGCCAGUGACUUAUUUGCAGCUGCAACAAGACAUUGUAAAGCAUUCUUUACAAACAAAACUGGCCAAGUAUUUUGUAUAUACAGAUGUAUUUUGCAUCAUAAGAAGGAGGAACUGUCAACAGACGGUGAGGGCUUUGCAUGGAUAGAGAGAUGCCAGCGACUUACAAUACCAGGGUACCAGCGUUGGGCAGUGCUCAUGGUGUCUGGAGGUCAUUUUGCUGGAGCGAUAUUUUCUGGUGCUGUUCCGGUAGUACAUAAGACGUUUCAUUCAUACGUGACUAGAAGAGGACAGGGACAGGCUCAAAGCGCAAGGGACCAGCAUGGAAAUAUGCCUCGUUCAGCCGGUGCCAGUCUACGAAGGUAUAACCAGGCUCAGUUCUUGGAGCAUGUACAAGAAAUAAUAUCAGCGUGGUCGGAAGAUUUAAUAGGCUGCUCCUUGGUGUUGUAUCGUGCGGUCGGUUCGACUAACCAAGCAGCAAUAUUUGGAAAGAACUCGCCUUUAAAAAAAGAAGAUUUGAGGAUUAGGGUACUUCCGUUUCCUACGAGAAAACCCACUUAUAAGGAAGUUAAAAGAGUACACGAUACUGUUGCAAGCAUAGAGGUUUAUGAUACAAUGGAAUUAUUCCAGAAAGCUCUAAUUGCGGCUACUGGUAAGCCAAAAACGGGCGCAGAUUCAAAUAUAGAACGCAAAAAGCCCCAGAAAAGUCCAGGGAAACCGAUAGAUAGGGCGAAGUCUCGCGAGCGAACACCCAGAGAACUACCCACCCAAAUGAUGUCCAGUGAAGAUGAAGGUCCGUGUUUCAUAGAUUCUGAAACUCCAGUUGGCUGGAUAAAAACUCUAUCGGAACAAAGUUCCAAAGGCGUCAUAACCAACUCGAGGAAAGACCUGCUCAUAGACAAUAACUCAGUUAGCGCGAACAGCUCUUGCAGUGAGGAAAACAACGUCGAAGAGAAGAAGAUUAAAAAGAAAAAGAAGAAGAAACCGGAAGAGAAACAGGACAAAGUUAAGAAGGUGCACGUGAAGAUUCCGACGAAUGUUAAGAAGAUGUGGAAAACGAUAUCAAGCAUAGAAAAUACCCUAGACACCAUUUUGGAAGCCUGGGAGGGCGAUUUGGAAGAGGCUUGUAAUACGCAAGACCCGAAUGAUGGCAACACAGCACUGCAUAAGGCUGCAAUCGCUGCUAAACCAGAUAUGGUGACUCAAAUCCUCUCUGCUGGUGGCAACCCCUGCAUCAAGAACCACCAGCUUCAAACACCCUACGCGGCGACCCCGCACAACGACACUCGCAUCGCCUUCAGAAUGUUCCAAGCUCAGUUCCCAGAUAAAUAUAACUAUAAUAAGUCCCAAAUACCGGGCCCUCUGACCCCCGAAAUGCUUGAGUUGGAGAAAGAGAAAAAGUUGCAACAGAAACGCGCGAAGAGACAAAGGGAGAAGGAGAAACAAGCGGAGAAGAAUAAGAGUAAUUAUUUCCUGCAAUUGCCUGAUGCUCAGAAGGUAAAAGCCGAAAUGCCGCGAUGUUUCCUCUGCGGUUCGAGUCUGCCAAAGGUGCCCUUCGAAUACGACUCCUACAAGUUUUGCACCAUCAAAUGUCUACAGAACCACAGGAAUGUGAGGCCGUUGCAUAAAAGUGCUUGA